Molecule: messenger RNA, 1347 nt
Organism: Microdochium trichocladiopsis
Lineage: Eukaryota; Fungi; Ascomycota; Sordariomycetes; Xylariales; Microdochiaceae
Product: transmembrane protein UsgS
Exons: 3
Coding region: 78-1280 (400 amino acids)
Source: RefSeq, a predicted model, not a curated record
GUCUGAAGCUCAAUGCUCGUGAUCGGAACACCAAGAAUUUCACGACAUUUCAGGCACGGGAAAACGCCAGUAGCACAAUGUCUGAACCACGAGUUCCAAAGCUCGACGCAGCUGACAAGGAGAAGCUAAAGAAGGCCUUUGAUGUCUCCCAUUUCGACUUCAAUGCCAUAUUGCGGGGUGCACAGCUCACCCUGGUUGGAGCCCACAGAGCUCUACAGAAUCCCAGCAUCUUCACCAACACGCACUAUAAACAAGCCGCCAUAGCAGUCGGAGCUGGCAUCGCCAUCCGCCUUCUCAUCGCCCUGCCAAUCUAUGGCGUCAAGCUCCUCCUGCUCAUCACGUCUCUCUUCUACGACCUGGACAAGACGACAUGGGACAAUACUCUGGUAAACGGCCUGGACAUGCUUGCCAACCACAUCCUGCAAGUCCCACUCUUCCUCAUGACCUUGAUGCGCUACGUCACCCCGACACUUGACAACAUGUUCAUGGAGUCUCUGCGCUGGGUCGACCACACAUACGUUGAAAAGCACAAGCACGAGAACCCGGACACCCUGCGUGACAUGUACUACCCCAACCUGCGGCAGUACAAACAAAAGGAUGGCAGCACGCACUCGACAAGCACCGCCGAGUCCAUCAGCAUGCUGCUCUACCGCUACGGUCGGCGUGCUGCCAUCUCUCUUGCGGUGUUUGGGCUGUCCUAUCUCCCCUACGUUGGGCGCCUUGUUCUCCCGGCUUGCAGUUUCUACACCUUCAACAAGGCCGUCGGACUCGGCCCUGCCUCGGUGAUCUUUGGCACAGGCAUCUUCCUUCCGCGACAUAUUCUCGUGAGAUUCCUGCAGACAUACUUCGCCUCCCGUGGCCUCAUGCGCGAGCUGCUUGAGCCGUACUUCGCGCGCGUCCACUUCACCAAGGAACAAAAGAAGAACUGGUUCCGCAAUCGUGAGGGGCUACUUUUCGGCUUCGGUGUCGGUUUCUACACAUUGCUCCAGGUCCCGCUCCUGGGUGUGCUGAUCUACGGCAUCGCAGAAGCCUCGACCGCGUACCUGAUCACCAAGAUCACUGACCCUCCCCCCGCGUCCAACGCGCCGUCCGCAGAGAUGAGGCAGUAUCUCGAGAGUCAGCAGGUCUGGCGCAACAAACAUGAGCUGGUUAACGCUUCUUUGGGUGCCCUGGACUCCAUUCGUCGUGAGAAGCCGCCUUCUUACGAAGAGGCUACGAAAGCGGAUAGUACUGGUGUGGCUACUACAAGUGGGAGCAGCACCUCAAGACGGGAGCUGUAGUCUGACAGACGGCAGUCUCGCUACGGCUCGAAUUUUGGUCUCGGAGGCUCACAUACCUUAGGAGGUU